This is a messenger RNA of Teleopsis dalmanni, 750 nucleotides long. Its product is annotated as protein spaetzle-like. Gene Ontology annotation, biological process: central nervous system formation; innate immune response; regulation of Toll signaling pathway. The transcript has a single exon. NCBI's taxonomy places the organism in Eukaryota, Metazoa, Arthropoda, Insecta, Diptera, Diopsidae. Gene Ontology annotation, molecular function: Toll binding; growth factor activity. Gene Ontology annotation, cellular component: extracellular region. Bases 1 to 750 code for a protein of 249 amino acids. The record is from RefSeq and is a predicted model, not a curated record.
AUGGCUUUAAAUUCAACAUUAAAACCUAUUUCAUAUAAAACGUUUACUGUUUUACUGCUGUGCACAGUUUUCCAGCCCAUAGUUUGUCCAAACAUAGAUCACUUAAUAUCUCAAAUAUUUAUAACAGAUAACAAUGCAACAUUCAAUCCAAAUUUUGUUAAUGGAACAAUUCAGCAAGAAGGACUAUUAAAAAAAACUGUUCCGGCACAUCAUUCCAAAAGCCAAGAAGAUGGAAUAAUAAUGGAUUCAUCAAAUAACGGUGUACCUACCUGUGAUGAUGAUUUGCACGCUGGUAAGCCAUUUUGUACAGAAGUGCAUAAUUAUCCUGAUUUGAGAAAUUUCGAAUCGAAAUUAUUGGAUGAAUUUUCCAAACUUCAAUUUUUCUUUUCGGAUGAGCUGAUGCAACCAGAAAAUGUAGAACAACGCAUAAACAUCGGACCAGAUGAGAGUUUCCUGUGUGAUAGUGAAGAGAAAAUCAUUUUUCCGAAAGCACAACUUUCAAAGAAUAACGAACUAUUGUUCAUAGUAAAUGAUGAUGAUAAAUUUAAGCAAGGUCUACGCGUAGAACUGUGUUCAAAUGAAGAGAACAGAUGCAAGUAUGCAGAUUUAUUGCCAAAUGGUGUGGAUGCGACCUGUAAACAAAAUCAUAUCUAUCGUACAUUGAUAGCCAUUACUCCAAAUGGCACUGUCGUUACAGAUCAAUUUAAAGUGCCUUCUUGUUGUAAGUGUAUUUUAAAAACUGUUCAUUAA